GUCCUCAAAAUCAUUCUCUACCCAGUAAUUCCCUAGUAUGCACACUCUACCUCAGGAUAAAACCGCACGAAAAAACAAAAAACUAAAAAAAAGCUUCGACAAAACUCUACCUGCUAUCUCUAGACUCAAAUUCCUUUUUGAAUAUUUGGAAAAAUGUAACGAGGCCGAAGCUCAGGCCGCAUUCGAAAUCAACGACUUCGAGAUAUUUUCAUUGGCACACGAAUGUUAUAAUCUCCAUGAAAUUCAAUGCAAUAAGGGCAAAUCAAAUAGCCAGCUUAUAUUCCAGCUGCACCUAUUGCUCAAGAAAAUUUUGACGUACCUGAAGUCCAAUGUUAAUCAAAGGUGGCAAGUUCGAACCAUAUAUAAUAUACUGGAAAAGUCUCUAGGUAUUAUCAACAAGAGAGCGCUCCGCCUUGCUGCCUUAGAAAAUCUAUUUUUGUUCUAUCAGGCACUCGAGAAUCCGGAGAAAGAUUUUCUCACGUUAUUAGUCGAGGCUUUGAACUUGCACGUGUUUAUUCCAGACUAUAUCGGCACUCAUAUACAGCUUCCCAUGCAUCCUUUAAUUCCGAAAACCGCUUUAUCUGCCCGCGAUAGCUCAAACCCAACGUCAAGUAAAGAAGAAUCCGUGGAGAUGCUAAAAAAAGUUCUAUCUUUUGUAGAAAACCAAAAAGACUCUUUUGAAUUUUGGUUUAAGAUCUUGAUGGAGCGUGUGAUCUUGUUUCUAUAUCCGCUCCCGUGUAAAAAACUAGGCCUUUUACAGGAGGACGAUUCUUCUGGGUUUAUCGUCCGAUGUCCAACUGAAUUACAAUUUGAAAUAUUUCGUUAUUUUUUGGAAUGGUUAGAUAAUCCAGAUUACAGGAAUAUUAUGUGGAAGAAUGCUGAACCGGUGUUGAUGGAGUCUUUCAGGCAGUCUUGUUUACUUCCGAUUACAGAUCAGAGCAGGUAUCUUAUUCAUGACAGUAUUGGGCUCUUUUACCAAAUACUCUUCAACAGCGAACCGAAUGUUUUUGUAAAAGAGAUAGAGCAAGAACGAAUGUUUUAUUUUAAUACGUUCCCACUUAUUUUUAAGUCUAACUCGGUUCAAAAAGAAUAUCGCGAACUGAUUCUAGACGUUAUCAAAAUUUAUCAAGAAGUUGUAGCUAAGAAGUGGUCAGAAUUUAGCGAAGACCUUAGAGGCAGUAUUUUAGUUGGUCUUUUAGACCUAUCCAGCUAUAUAUUGUGCAGCCCGGCCAAUGCGCCUGAGAGCCACUAUUUGUGUCCUAUUUUGGUGGAUGCGCUACUUAUGAUAUGGAUAGAUGUCGACCUACCUGCCAGGAUAACUUGGCAACAACUACAGCAAUGCAUUCGUAGUUUUUUCUAUUUGCCCAGCUCUAUUAUUCAAUGCAAGAAAAAGGCUAUUCAGCUUGCCUCUAUAUUGGUCGAUUAUACGUUUACGUUUAAGAAGCACAUGAGGAUAGAGGAUAAGGCAUCUCGACUGCCGAACAACCAGACAUCAGUCUUUCCAGAGAUUCAGUCGCCUAUCCCGAACGAAAGAACAACACCGCUCGAUUCAAAAAGGAAGUUGGAUUGGUCCACCGCCUACAAUAUUUGGGUGAACGUUUUGAAUAUUUUUUGCGGGGUGAGCCAAAUCACGGAUCCAGAAAUAUAUAACAACGUGAUGCAUGCUAUUGUAAGUAUUGCCCAAUUCUUCUUGGUGAUGGAGGAACAUUCAGAUUGGAAAGAGGGGGAGGAUACUCAACCAGUGGUAGAGGAGCAGCCACAUAAAAUAUCUAUAAUUUCAGUCUUUGGUCGAUGGUUCUACGAAUCUGUGGAAAAGCCAAUCGAAUUUAGAGAAGGAAAAUCUUUGGCUAUCUAUGGUUUGUGUCGUACUAUUCUCCGUCAUAGCAGUACUGAAUUGCCACAGGAACUGCUCAUUCAUUUUUAUGAUGCAAUCUAUCGUUCUAUGCAAUUUAUGGAUACUCACCUAACCCAAACAAUUAUUAAGUACACGAACAAUGUAUUUUCUCUUGGAUUACCGGGUGCCAGUAUUCUCAUACCGAGUCAUCUAUCCGCAAUCAUUUCGGUUUUUAGCAACGUGCAAGCAGCUUCAGAAGACUUAAUAAACGCCUCCAUCCUGAUCCUUGGCUCUAUCUCGUGCUUACCGAGCAUCUUUAAAUCCAUGCGCAUUCCUUUGGAUCAAAACUCACCUGUUUUCUUACAGUUACAGAAGAAUGACUUCUACUUCAAGGUCAAUUUUCAAGACUCGUCAUUUGAGUCGAUUGAAGAUAUUUUGAUUCGAUUUCUUUCACAUAUUGCCAACUAUCAGCUCCAGCAGCACCAGCUAUCCUGGAUAGUAUCCAUUAUGAGUACAAUGCUUUGGGCCGAAUUGAGUACCUGGCGCUCUCUCUCAAAGAUAAAAACGUUGGUUGACUUUAUUGUUUGCAGUGCUUUGAACCGCAAUACCUAUCUUGAUGCCUUGAAUACGAUUGCGAGUUUGAGCCAGGUCUACGUGACGAUAAAUACGAUAGACCCUGAUUUGUUGACAGAUAUUUGUCUGAAAUUGAUAGAAAACCUGAGAAAGCACUGCGAAAAUCCAGAGUUUGAGAGUAUUUGCGUGGGUCAUGUUGACACGUUACUGGAAUGGGUGAGCAUACCCUCUGUCUUGACGAGCGAGCGAUGCAUCCGACCGUUGUUUUCAGUUAUUGAGAAAAUCAUGAAGAGCACAAAUCUGGUUUCUUCGGUGGCGUCUGGGAAUGAGACCAAAAGGCGAAGCGAGACGAACUCAACGGAGUCAGCAACUAGUGCUGAUAAUAAGGCGGAAAAGCCGAAGCUUAAAGUAAUGGUUGAGAGGUUAGCUCUCUAUGUGACGAAUUUUAGUAAUAACUGGCCGAUUGAUAAAUAUUAUGAUAUUUCUGAGUCUCAACUCGUGGAAUAUCCGAACAAUUUUUCGGUUUUCAAUCGAUACCUGGAUGAAACUUCGAGGUCGAAAAAAUCUCAGUCACUAAUAAUCAGCCGCAGUGCGGACAUAACUAGUAGCUCAAGUUCCGAAUGCAGCAGUACUGUGCAUAGUUCUCAGGAUUCGACAGGAAAUUACGUUUGGAUGUUUUUCAACCAAAAUUUGUUUGGAGUUUGCGAUCGUUAUUGUCACAAAACCGAAGAACAAGAUCCGGAUCUUGCGUCUGCACUGAAAUUUGUCAUUUCGUCCGGACAUGGUUUGCAUUUUUUUGCAGCUUACAUGGAAGAAAACAAUAUGAUAGACUUGUUGAACUUGCACUUUGAAUUGAAAGAGUUAAAAACAAUAUCAAAAUGGAGGGAGGCGUCGGUCAGAGAGAGAAUAUCCAAGUUGGUGAAUCGAGCCAAAGAUAUAUCAUCUGCUGGUUGUCCCGAGUUAUCGAAGGAAUUGAAAAGGAUUGGAGAAAAUGCGAUGCCGAGCAAUCAAAUUGUUUGGUCUCUUCUGUGUGCAUUUUUUGGUAAAUUUAGAGCAUCGGGGCUUUGGGAAACGUCGAAACAGCGCUUUUGUCGGCUGUUUAUUCGCGACUAUUCUGGUAGAUACACGUGGGACAUGUUUCCAGUAUAUUUGCAGUUCGGAGGUUUAGUUGUUCACAAGGUCGAAGAAGUCAUAGAUUUAAGUGAUGAUGAGGGGUCGACCUGGGAAACGCUGAAAGAGCGUUAUUCACUUUCGGUUAUGUAUAAUUCAGGGCAUGGCCAUGAUCAUUCGAAAGAGCAGUCGUCUCCCGCGACUGGCAGCAAUAAGCUUCAGCCGCUCACGGAUAUGGACAUCGAGUCUCUUAUUAAGAUGCAUCGAAAGAUGGUGUCCAAACACCAAGCAGACGCCGAGACUCGGAAGUUGACCGCCAGUCAUCAGAAGCAGUUUCUAGAGAUGGCAGAGGCUAUUAGGUUGGAAAGGAAGCUUUUUGAUUUGAGAAAGGAGGCCAGGUUGCGGAAUGCGGGUUCACAGAGUUAUGCGUAUCGACCGUUUAGCCCAACUUCGACGUUGAGUACUUUUUACGCAUCCAGACAGAUUUGGAUGAUGUUGAAUAUGUCUUGGACUACUGGUUUCCAAUUCCACGAUAGUUUGAACACUCGUUUCAAGCGUAUUGUCAAGCAGAUAGACAAUGAGACGCACGGUCAGGACUUGGUCAAAGUUGGCUUGAUUUACGUCAAGAAGCAGCAAGAUCAGAAUGAAAUACUGAAGAAUGAUUACACGUCGUGGAUUUCAGCGGAGUACAAGGAGUUUUCUCGAAGGUUGGCGGUUGUGGUUGAUUUAGAAACGCAUCGUGGAUAUACAGGUGGUUUGGACCGAUCGAAAUCAGUUGGAACGACGAUGCUCUAUUGGAGGUCCAUGUUGAAUGAGCUCGUCUUUCAUGAGGUGGUGCGCAUGCCGACGGUUCAAAAAGACCCACAGCAAAUUUUGAAGAAGCGUCACGUUGGCAAUGAUAUUGUUCACAUCGUAUGGAGCGAGCACGUAAGAGAUUACAAUACCCAAACGAUUACGUCAAGUUUCAACGAUGCACACAUUAUCAUUUUUCCGUUAAAAAACGGUCUUUUUCGAUUGGGGGUCGCUAAGAAAAGGAACGUGGGUUCCUUUGGUCCUCUUAUUCACGGAAUGGUGGUUACCAAGUCUAUUUUGCCGUUGCUUGCGAGAUGUACGGCGAUUAUGGCGAACAUGGUUGUGCGGGAUAAACAAGAUAGCUACGUGUCCCAGUAUUUGAUUAGGAGAAGUGCGUUUGCGAAUGCUUACGGCUCUCCGUCGCUUCCAUACGCCAGCACAGUCAAGAUGCUGAUUUAUUAGCGGAAUGAAGGCGAAUACGUUUCUUUUUCGCACAAAGGGCCACCUGUGAGCUUUUGCGGGUUGUGUCGGUCUAUUGAGUAAGAUUGAGGGGCCUUUUUCACAAAGGGGGAAGACUGUUGUUUAUAUAGAGGGCGAUCGUUUUUUCGGUUGGUGUUGUACAGCUAUUUUGGUUCCUUUUCGAGCGACUGUUUGAGCUUCGACGCGCCCAGCUUGGUGACAAUGAGCGAGAAGAGCAAUUUGAAGAGCAUGGAGACAGCCCAGGUGAUUGAGACGAUUGUGACGGUUGAGUAGACGGAGGAGGUUAGAGUACCUAUGAAUAUUCUGAAGACGACGCAAGUUAGCGGAUAAGGUAGGAAGCCGAUGACCUUGACAGCUCUGGUCGAAGAGUCUGGAUAUACACGCUCGAUGUCCAGCAAUUCAUUGGCGAUUUUUUUUCCGAAUUGUUUGUAGAUUAAGCUGGUCGUUUGAUUGAAUUUUAGAAUAAACGCAUGUUUUAUUGAGUCUA
Molecule: messenger RNA, 5276 nt
Organism: Schistocerca gregaria
Lineage: Eukaryota; Metazoa; Arthropoda; Insecta; Orthoptera; Acrididae
Exons: 4
Coding region: 38-4771 (1577 amino acids)
Biological process (GO): positive regulation of GTPase activity; regulation of small GTPase mediated signal transduction
Cellular component (GO): nucleus; cytoplasm
Molecular function (GO): GTPase activator activity
Source: RefSeq, a predicted model, not a curated record